CCUGGAGCUAAAGUUCGGUUAGAACCGUGGACGUAUUCCAAAGAAUGGAAACCAGCGACGGUAGUGAGGCAUCACCAUACGCCAAGAUCAUAUGUGGUGCAAACCGAGGACGGAAGAAAGUAUCGCCGCAAUCAACAGCAUUUGAGAGUUUGUCCAGCUCUUGGAUCUGACAGCGACGACCAAACCAUAGCUCCAGUAGUUGACAAAGAAAUGUCAUCUCCCGAGAAUGCAGAUCCACUAUCCGUUGGUGCCGACCAAUCCACUGCUUCAUCGACCGUGAAUCCAGAUCCUUUACCCUUACCAGAAAUGUUCCCACCACCUGGACCACCAGCCGAGACCACCAGCCCGUACGUUACCAGAAGUGGUCGAUUAGUGGUGAAACCCAAACGAUUUGGGUGGUAA
Paramuricea clavata is the source of this 402-nucleotide messenger RNA. Lineage: Eukaryota; Metazoa; Cnidaria; Anthozoa; Malacalcyonacea; Plexauridae. The record is from the annotation of a GenBank genome assembly.